Molecule: messenger RNA, 1450 nt
Organism: Periophthalmus magnuspinnatus
Lineage: Eukaryota; Metazoa; Chordata; Actinopteri; Gobiiformes; Gobiidae
Gene: ptgr2
Product: prostaglandin reductase 2
Exons: 8
Coding region: 182-1219 (345 amino acids)
Biological process (GO): prostaglandin metabolic process
Molecular function (GO): 15-oxoprostaglandin 13-reductase [NAD(P)+] activity
Source: RefSeq, a predicted model, not a curated record
CUGCACUUUGGACUUCUUGCUAGCACACACAAACGACAUUUAUCUGAAUCAUACAAGCAGAAUAUACGUUUAUCAAUAGUUUUGCGAGUUGCUAUUGAAAUUAUAUUACUUUAGAGGCUUGCUAGAAUUGCUACGUGACUUGCUAACUUGUUAUGCUAUCUGUCUGGCGCUGAGUUCAACCAUGAAGGUGCAGAGAGUGGUUCUCGCCUCUCGGCCUGGUAAAAAUGGUUUGCCAGUUCCUGAAAAUUUUCGCCUGGAGGAGAGGAGUUUAUCAGCUGAGUUAAAAGAGGGAGAGGUUCUGGUGCGGUCCUUGUUCCUGUCUGUGGAUCCAUACAUGAGGUGCCGUAUGAACGAGGACUCAGGGGCAGACUACCUCCUCCCCUGGCCCCUCCAUGAGCCCGCAGACGGAGGAGGAGUGGGUGUGGUCCAGUCCACGCACUGCAGCUCUGUGUCUGAGGGAGAUGUGGUCACCUGCUUUAACUGGCCCUGGCAAACGCACGCUGUUCUGAAGGGAGCAAAUUUGCAGAAGUUGGACCCUCGGCUUGUGGACGGGCAUCUCUCAUACUUCCUGGGUGCUGUAGGGAUGCCUGGCCUGACUGCUCUGUUUGGGAUCAGAGAGAAGGGUCAUGUGACCAAAGGACACACUAUGGUGGUCAGUGGAGCAGCCGGUGCCUGUGGAUCUAUAGCAGGGCAGAUCGGUCGUUUGGAUGGCUGCUCCACUGUUGUUGGCAUCUGUGGCUCUGAUGAAAAGUGCAAAGCUUUAGUGGAAAAACUUGGAUUCACUGCAGCCAUAAACUAUCGAAAGGAAAACGUGUCCGACCAGCUCAAACAGUGCUGCCCAAAUGGAGUGGACGUUUACUUUGAUAAUGUAGGAGGAGACAUCAGCGACACCGUGAUAUCCCAGAUGAACAAAAAUGGCCACGUGAUUUUGUGUGGCCAGAUUUCUCAGUACAACAAAGAUGUUCCAUACCCUCCUCCUCUGAGUGAAGCAGCCCAGGAAACUCUAAGUAAAAACAACAUCACGAGAGAGCGAUUCUUGGUUUUAAACUACAUGGACAAAGCCAACGCUGCAAUCUACGAGCUCAGCCAGUUAGUCAGGGCUGGACAGGUCAAGGUUUUGGAGACAGUUGUGAAUGGGAUUGAAAAUAUGGGUGUUGCCUUCUGUUCCAUGAUGAGAGGAGGGAACAUCGGCAAACAGAUCAUCAAGAUAUCAGACUGAAACAUCACCUUUUAGUCGCAGGACACUUAUUUUACCCUUUUAUACACUGACGACACUAACUUCUCUUACCUUUAGAAAUGUAAAUGUGUAUCAUUAUUUUGUAUUUUUUUCUGGUUGAUAAAUAUGUUACAGAACAGUAAUGAAAACAGUUCAGUAAAAUUCACACAGUCUAGUUUGUACCAUUGUAACAAUGAAAAAACAUCCAUAAAUGUUCAUUUGCUAAUAAGAAAC